Molecule: messenger RNA, 4687 nt
Organism: Morus notabilis
Lineage: Eukaryota; Viridiplantae; Streptophyta; Magnoliopsida; Rosales; Moraceae
Exons: 28
Coding region: 262-4230 (1322 amino acids)
Source: RefSeq, a predicted model, not a curated record
UGAAGCUCCUCGAGUUAAAAAGGAAACCGAGGAUCGGAUCCUGAAAAUCCCAGAGAUUCCACGUGAAGUCUCCCAACCUCGUGUGGUUAUAUUAAUCCCACCUCUAUUCCCUUUCGCAACCAAAAAAAAAAAAGAAUAGAAAAAAAAAAAGGUCCCGCGGUUUCGCCCUUCAAUUUCCCAAUCCUUCCAUGCCCAAACAAAAUCUCUCCAAACCCUAAUUCCACAGCCAUUGAUUGAAUUCCUUUUCUUCAAUCCUCGUAAAUGGCCGGAGCUCCCAGAGACCAGGCGCUAUCUCUCCUCGCCGCCGCCAACAACCAUGGCGAUUUGGCCGUCAAGCUCUCCUCCCUUAAGCAGGCCAAGGAUAUCCUCUUCUCCCUCGAUCCUUCUUCCGCCGUCGACCUCUUUCCGUACUUGGUCGAGCUCCAGUCCUCCCCCGAAACCCUCGUCCGAAAACUGCUCCUCGAUUUAGUGGAAGAGAUUGGAUUGAAGGCGAUGGAGCAUUCUUCUGUACUAAUGCCCGUCUUAUUGACACUUCUCCGAGAUGAUGAUUCUGCUGUGGCAAAACAAUCUAUUGUUAGUGGGUCAAUUAUCUUUUGCUGUGUUUUGGAAGAAAUGACAUUGCAGUUUCACCGACAUGGCAAAGUUGAGAGAUGGCUUGAAGAACUCUGGUCGUGGAUGGCUAAGUUCAAAGAUGCUGUAUUUGCCAUAGCAUUGGAGCCUGGUUCUGCCGCAACGAAGUUGUUAGCAUUGAAAUUUUUGGAAACAUAUGUUCUGCUAUUUACAUCCGACAAAAGUGAAACCGAAGCCCCUGUUGCAGAAGGAAGCAGACGGGCUUUCAAUAUCUCAUGGCUGGUUGGUGGUCAUCCGGUUCUUGAUCCAUACUCCCUCAUGUCAGAAGCAAAUAGGACUCUCCGGAUUCUUUUAAAUUUAUUGCAGUCAGCUAGUAGUUUACCUAGUUCCUUGACAAUUACCGUUGUUAAUUGCCUUGCAUCCAUAGGAAGAAAGCGACCUCUUCACUAUGGUACCAUUCUUUCUGCGCUGCUUGAUUUUGAUCCAAACUUUGAGAUGGUGAAAGGAUGCCAUGCGUCUAGCAUCCUCUAUUCUGUUAGAAGUGCCUUGUUGGGGUUUCUUAGGUGUACUAACCCAACUAUUAUGGAGUCGAGAGAUAGGUUGGUUAGGGCUCUACGAACUAUGAAUGCUGGGGAUGCUGCUGAUCAAGUUAUCCGACAAGUUGACAAAGCGAUUAAAAAUGCUGAGCGGGCUUUACGCGAUGGUCGGUUGGGGAAGGAUGAUCAAUUGUCAAGCCAGGUACCUGUUACAGGGGAUCCGUUGAAGAAAAGAUCUGUGCCUCUGGAUAAUGAAGACUCAAUUAAUAAGCAUGAGAUGGCUUCUAAGAGACUUCGUUAUGGUUCAGAGACCAAUUCAACUUUGCCAGUUCAAAUUAAUGAUAACGGGCGGGAUGGAAGCUCUGCUAAUGGUCUGUCCCCUGAUCUUCCCUUGUUGGAUGGUGAAUUGAAUCCUGUGGAAAAGAUGAUUGCCGUGAUUGGUGCUUUGGUUGCUGAAGGAGAAAGAGGAGCUGAAUCACUCGAAAUCCUUAUUUCAAAAAUUCAUCCUGAUUUGUUGGCUGACAUUGUCAUAACUAAUAUGAAGCACUUGCCCAAGACACCCCCUCCCUUAACGAGAUUUGGGAAUGUUCCAGUACCUCGGCAGAUAAGUUCUUCAACAAAUUCUGUGCAAUCUCCAACUUUCCCUUCACAGAUGCCUUUAUCUUCAGCUUCUGUAACUAGUUCAUUGGUUUCUGACUUGCCUACUGCAAAUAAUCUUCCUACUGAUUCAAAACGAGAUCCACGUAGGGAUCCCCGCCGCUUGGAUCCACGGCGCGUAGCUGUGCCUGCUGGACUUGCAUCAACACCUACAUUGGAGGAUUCAGAUGCCAUGCAUUCUGAAUUCAAUGGUUCUAUUUCUUUGAGUAAGCCAAGUUCACUUCUUGUUGGGACAACAGUUGAAAAUAAAUCAGCACCUCUCAUCUCUAGGGAGGAGGAGAUGGAAAGUCUAUCGGUUUCUGGAAUUGGUCAAAUGACCCCUACGGAGGAGGUUCUUGAGGAACCCGAGGAAAUUGCCCCUGCAAAACAGGCAAAAACGUCAGAUCCCACAGAUUCUCCUGCUCACACAAAUGAUGACUCAGUUACAACAGAGUUUCCAGAUAUUCCAGUGAAAGAUGAGGCAGAUAGAUCGUCUUUUCCAGAAUUUUAUGAGCAUUCUCCAGUUCUUCCAAACGCAUCUGCAUCUGAAGACACCUGUCAUGAUUUACCUCCACUUCCAGUAUAUGUUGAUCUAACCCAAGAUCAGCAACAAAGUUUGAGAAGAUUGGCAAUUAAACGAAUUAUUGACUCAUACAAGCAUCUAUACGCUGCAGAUUGUAGUCAGUUGCGCCUGGCAUUGCUUGCUGGAUUGGUUGCUCAGAUUGAUGCAGAUGAUGAAGUUGUUGUGAUGUUGCAAAAACAUGUUGUUGUCGACUACCAAGAGCAGAAGGGUCAUGAGCUUGUAUUACAUGUCUUGUACCAUCUCUAUUCCCUCACUGUGCCCGAUUCAGUUGAAAACACUUCAUUCCCUGCUGUUGCGUAUGAAAAAUUCCUCUUGGCAGUGGCCACAGCUUUACUGGGCUCAUUUCCAGCUUCAGACAAAUCUUUUAGCAAACUUCUUGGCGAAGUUCCAAUUUUGCCUGAUUCUGCCCUGAAACUACUUGGUAACCUCUGCUACGCUGAUGUUAUCGAUCAACAUGGAAAAGAUAUCCGUGAUGUUGAACGUAUUACUCAGGGCCUCGGUGCCGUCUGGAGUUUGAUUUUGGGUCGUCCAAGAUAUAGGCAAGCCUGCUUAGAUAUAGCUUUAAAGUGUGCUGUUCAUUUACAAGACGAGAUUCGUGCAAAAGCUAUCCGGCUGGUUGCAAACAAACUCUAUCAGUUGAGUUACAUAUCAGAAAAUAUUGAGCAAUUUGCAACACAGAUGUUGCUAUCAGCUGUGGAUAACCACACUUCAGACUUGGAGCAUGUGCAAUCUGUGUCCACUGAACAAAUAGCUGAAGGGGUGGUUGGAAGCCAGGAAACAUCUGUUAGUGAUUCUCAAAUUUCAGAUUCUGGAAAUUCUGAAACUGAUUCCACAAGGAACCGCCCAGUAGCACAGAGCACAUCAACUGUUUCUCUUCUAGAAGCUCAGCGACUUAUUUCUUUGUUUUUUGCUUUAUGUACCAAGAAACCAGAUCUUCUUCGACUUGUUUUUAAUAUUUAUGGGCGAGCUCCAAAAACUGUAAAGCAGGCCUUUCACCGCCAUAUCCCUAUUCUUAUAAGGGCGCUUGGGUCAUCUUGCACUGAAUUGCUUAACAUAGUAUCUGAUCCACCUGAAGGAAGUGAGAAUCUGUUGGUUCUGGUGCUUCAAUUUUUGACUCAAGAGACAACUCCUUCUCCUGAUCUACUAGCCACUGUCAAACAUUUGUAUGAAACUAAAUUGAAGGAUGUCUCAAUUCUCAUUCCAAUGCUACCUUCACUUUCCAAAAAUGAGGUUUUACCUAUAUUUCCUCGACUUGUUGCUCUUCCUUUAGAGAAGUUCCAGAUGGCGCUUGCCCACAUAUUGCAGGGUUCUGCUCAUACAGGUCCUGCUCUAACACCUGCUGAGGUUUUGGUUGCCAUCCAUGGCAUUGUCCCUGAGAAAGAUGGUCUUGCUCUUAAGAAGAUUAUGGAUGCCUGCUCUGCUUGUUUUGAACAGCGCACAGUUUUUACACAGCAGGUCUUGGCAAAGGCCUUGACUAGGAUGGUUGACCAGACACCGCUACCUCUUCUCUUUAUGAGAACAGUAAUUCAGUCAAUUGAUGCUUUUCCUUCACUGGUUGAUUUUGUUAUGGAGAUACUUUCCAAGCUUGUGAGCAAACAGGUGUGGAAAAUGCCAAAACUUUGGGUUGGCUUUUUGAAAUGUGUCGCUCAGACACAACCACACUCUUUCCAUGUCUUAUUGCAGUUGCCACCACCACAACUUGAAAGUGCUUUAAACAAGCAUGCAAACCUCAGAAGUCCGCUUGCCUCUUUUGCUAGUCAACCAAAUUUAAGAAGUUCACUACCCAGAUCAACACUUGCAGUUCUUGGUCUUGCAAAUGAAAUGCACAUGCAGCAGCCACACCGUUCCUCGUCUUUUAACUCCUCGGAUGCAGGCUCAUCAGUUCAUGGAGCAACAUUAACGUGAUAAUUAAGAAGCUGUUGGUUGUAGAAUUGACCAGCUGUAUAGAGUUCGAAGUUCGAACCAUGGAAUUUGCUAAUUAGAAUUCCAUGGUUGUGGGAAAGGAAGAUGCGGCUUAAUGGCAGAUGUUGCGACUCGUUAGCAGGGUUGUCUGACGGACUGCUAAUUGGUGACAUCUAAGAUGGAAAUCUUACACAGCCUGUGACCAUGUGGAGCCGCCUUUUUUGUCAGCGGAUUGCCAUCCAAGAGAGAUCUCCCGCUUCCCUUUAUUCUUGUGCGGCAGUAGCUGCUGCUCUCCGAAAUGUAUCAUAGUUAUAUCCUCUUAUUGUUUCUUUAUUUAUUCUCUCAAAUUUUGAUUGGUUACUUCCCGCCUAAUCUUAGGGUGGUUUACAUCAUGGAGCUUCAUUUUUGGCCCAUCGCCAACGGUUCCCUUCCAAUAUUAGUGUUAUAAUUUCCUUAUACA